UUUUUAAUACUAUAUUUCUCAAAAACAUUCGGAAAAUAGUGCUGCUCCUUAAACCCUUCCUGCUUCCCUCCCGCCUUCCAUGGCAGCUGAAAAUUUAUCUUCUCUCUCUUGCUAACAACUAUUCUUGAGAGAUAAACUAUGCUUUUCCUACCGCCUCGUAAACUUUUGUUGAACCCGUCUUCGAAGAGUAGCAGAAUAAUUGUCAUGGGUUCCAAGAAUUUUCUGCUCCUGAAAUCGUCGGCUGCUCCGGCUACUUACGCCUGCUUACAUUCGCUCCAUGAUUGUUCUUCUUCUCCGAGAACACUUCUUUUUGACUCCUACAAUCGGAAAAGCUCGAGGCUUUUUGCUUCUCCGAAGCAUUUGCAGCUAAGUUAUCAGAGGGCCUCUGGCUACAGUUAUACGCCCUAUUCUGCCAUGCCUAUUCCCAGGCCGAUUUCUGGUGUCAAUGUUGAGACUUUGGAGAAGCAAUUCGUUGAUGAUAAGAAGAUGAUGAUAUUAAGGCAGAAGUUGCAGGAAAUUGGAAUUGAUGGCAGUUCAUGCAUGCCUGGCCAAUACAAUGGUUUAGUUUGUCCAAAUUGUAAAGGUGGGGGAUCGAACGAGAAGAGUCUAUCUCUUCAUGUCACCGAGGAUGGCGGUGCAGCAGUGUGGACCUGCUUUCGGGCUAAAUGUGGGUGGAAGGGCGCUACCCGUGCCUUUGCAGGUGUAAAAUGAACUUAUUCAACAAUGAGUAAAACCAAAAUAAAGCAACCAAUAAGAAAAAUCACAGAGGAGAGUUUAGGACUGGAACCUUUGUGUAGUGAGUUACUUGCAUAUUUUGCUGAGCGCAUGAUCUCGGGAGAAACCUUGCGGAGAAAUGCUGUUAUGCAGAAAAGGACAGGAGAUCAGAUUGCCAUUGCUUUCACUUACCAAAGAAAUGGAGAGCUUGUAAGCUGCAAGUAUCGUGAUAUUACCAAAAAGUUUUGGCAGGAAGCAAAUACUGAAAAAAUAUAUUAUGGACUCGAUGAUAUAAAGGAAGCAAGUGACGUCAUUAUUGUUGAGGGUGAAAUGGACAAGCUUGCUAUGGAAGAAGCAGGCUUCAAAAAUUGCGUGAGUGUUCCUGAUGGUGCGCCUCCAAAAGUCUCUGAAAAGGAUAUGCCCACAAAAGAACAGGAUACGAAGUAUCAAUAUCUAUGGAACUGCAAAGAAUAUACUGAAAAGGCAUCUCGCAUAAUUCUUGCAACUGAUGGUGAUGCUCCUGGUCAAGCCUUGGCGGAAGAACUUGCACGGCGCUUGGGGAGAGAAAGGUGCUGGAGAAUCAAAUGGCCAAAAAAGAAUGAUACUGAAAGUUUUAAAGAUGCAAAUGAGGUGCUUAUGUAUAUGGGUCCUGAUGCACUGAAGGAAGUCAUUGAAAAUGCCGAGCUUUAUCCAAUAAGAGGGUUGUUUAAUUUUAAAGAUUACUUUGAUGAAAUUAAUGACUAUUAUCAUCAGUCUCUUGGUUUUGAGCUUGGUGUUUCAACAGGAUGGAGGGCCCUCAAUGAUUUGUAUAAUGUUGUGCCUGGAGAAUUGACAAUUGUUACGGGAGUUCCAAAUUCAGGCAAGAGUGAAUGGAUUGAUGCUCUGUUGUGCAAUCUAAAUCAUAGUGUAGGCUGGAAAUUUGCACUAUGUUCAAUGGAAAAUAAGGUUAGGGAGCAUGGAAGAAAACUCUUGGAGAAACAUAUAAAAAAGCCUUUCUUUGAUGUUAGGUAUGGGGAACAUGUUGAGAGGAUGAGCACCGAGGAACUCGAGCAAGGAAAGAAAUGGCUCAGUGAUUCAUUUUCUCUUAUAAGGUGUGAGAACGAUUGCCUUCCAAGUAUAAGUUGGGUUCUUGAACUUGCAAGAAUAGCAGUUCUACGCCAUGGGGUUAAUGGGCUCGUAAUUGAUCCAUACAAUGAACUGGAUCAUCAACGCCCUCCUAAUCAGACCGAGACUGAAUACGUGAGUCAGAUGCUGACCAAAGUCAAGCGAUUUGCUCAGCAUCAUUCAUGUCAUGUUUGGUUUGUUGCUCAUCCUAGACAGUUGCAUAAUUGGAUUGGAGGCCCUCCGAAUAUGUAUGACAUCAGUGGGAGCGCACACUUCAUAAACAAAUGUGACAAUGGAAUUGUUAUCCAUCGUAACAGGGACCCGGAUGCUGGUCCUAUGGACUUAGUUCAGGUUUGUGUGCGGAAAGUACGUAAUAAAGUUAUAGGAACUAUUGGCGAUGCCUAUUUGUCGUAUAACAGGGUUACUGGUGAGUACGGGGACAUUGAUGCAUCGGGCCUAAUUUCUAAGGGCAAGCGUGGUUCAUGAGAUGGAGCUUUGACGAAAUGAAGGUACUAUUAUUGAUAAUUUAUGUUAUGGUUUGAGGCUAGCCAUCAUCUAUAUAUGUUUGUUUCUAGGUUUGCUAGCCAAUUUUGUGUCUCGUAGUCGUAGGCCUGGAAUUCACAUCAUUAAAUUCUGUAAAUAUAUUUGGUUGGCUGAAUCAAAUGCUGUAUAUUUGAAGUUAUAUUUUCAUGCUGUCACCGGAGCUAUAUUAUGCUCUUUUUUUC
Molecule: messenger RNA, 2543 nt
Organism: Salvia miltiorrhiza (redroot sage)
Lineage: Eukaryota; Viridiplantae; Streptophyta; Magnoliopsida; Lamiales; Lamiaceae
Product: twinkle homolog protein, chloroplastic/mitochondrial
Exons: 21
Biological process (GO): DNA replication
Molecular function (GO): ATP binding; single-stranded DNA binding; 5'-3' DNA helicase activity
Source: RefSeq, a predicted model, not a curated record